Molecule: messenger RNA, 1362 nt
Organism: Lottia gigantea (owl limpet)
Lineage: Eukaryota; Metazoa; Mollusca; Gastropoda; Lottiidae
Exons: 3
Coding region: 123-992 (289 amino acids)
Source: RefSeq, a predicted model, not a curated record
UUUUGUCGACCAAUCCAUCAUUCUCUCUCAUUUCAAACGCUCUGAGGAUAAAAAAUCAGAAUUCAAUCUUUCUCACAAGGUGUUGAUAAGCGUGAUUAAAGAACAACACCCGACAAGCAGUCAUGAUGGCGAUAACUUUAAUAACUAUAUUAUGUCUGAUUGCCGGCACAGAUGCACAAAUUAUGCCGGGAAUGGGAAUGCCCGGAAUGCAAAUGGGAAUGCCUGGAAUGCAAAUGGGAAUGCCCGGAAUGCCGCCAAAUAGAAUGACUGGAAUGCCCAAUGGAAUGCCCAAUGGAAUGCCAAAUGGAAUGCCAAAUGGAAUGCCAAAUGGAAUGAAUAGAAUACCGGGAAUGUCAAAUGGAAUGCCAAAUGGGAUGCCAAAUGGGAUGCCAAAUGGAAUGCCAGGUAUGCCAAAUGGAAUGCCUGGUAUGCCAAAUGGAAUGACAGGUAUGCCAAAUGGAAUGCCAGGUAUGUCAAUUGGAAUGCCAGGAAUGCCAAACGGAAUGCCAGGUAUGCCAAAUGGAAUGCCAGGAAUGCAACUUGGUAUGCAAAAUAGAAUGUUCGGAUCAUCCGGGGGAAUGCCUGGAGGAAUUCCAAGAUUUCCAGGUGGAUUUCCCGGAUUAUCAGGGGGUAUGCCAGGAUUAUCAGGGGGUAUGCCAGGAUUAUCAGGGGGUAUGCCUUUUGGAUUUCCUGGAUUGAGGAGUGGAAUUCCCGGUGGUUUCCCCGGAAUGAACAUGAUAAAUAACCCUAUGUUACAGGCCAGAUUACAAUUGAUGAAUAAUGGUCAACCAAAUCAGCAGUCAUCCUCUGAUAAUGCCAACAAUAGCGGGUCUUCAAACAAUGAUUCCAAUAAUAGGAACGCUAAUAUCAAUCCGUUUGCUAACAUUGGUAUGAGUAUGUUCAACAGGCAAUCUCCUUUCGCUAUGCUGGGAGGAAGAUCGCCAUUUGGAGGAUCACCAUUUGGAGGACGAUUCCCAUUCACAAUGGGCUAAAUCAAACACAUCCACCAACUAGACAGAAACCUGGGUCCUUUGUUCCUUUUUUACGAAAUUUAACUCACAAUGAUUGUACUGUUUCGAUCAUCUGAUUUGAUUGUGGAAUAAGUUCAUUUAAUCAGCUUAAUCUUAAAUCUGGAAUUCAUAUAAUGUUAUUUUUGUGACAACUGUCCCUAAAUAUAUAUAAUAGAAGGACUUUUAAAUGGACUUUUACUUUUUUCGGAAUAAUCUCAGAAAUAUGUUAUGCAAACUUUAGACUUUUGUUACUAUCAAAUUAUACACUUCAUGUUCGUGUAGGAAAAAAUUUGUUGUAUUUUAAACACGGUUUAAUGUAAUAUGUAAAUUAUUGAUUAAAAUGUGUUCUAUC